Rhineura floridana is the source of this 5073-nucleotide messenger RNA. It is a transcript of the gene CTDSP2, whose product is annotated as CTD small phosphatase 2. NCBI's taxonomy places the organism in Eukaryota, Metazoa, Chordata, Lepidosauria, Squamata, Rhineuridae. The record is from RefSeq and is a predicted model, not a curated record. Gene Ontology annotation, molecular function: RNA polymerase II CTD heptapeptide repeat phosphatase activity. Bases 502 to 1317 code for a protein of 271 amino acids. The transcript has 8 exons.
UGGCAACAAAAUAACAAAAGCAUCGAACGUUGCAACUGUGACGGGGCUCCCCCCACCUCUGCCUCUCUCUCUGUGUUGCCCGCUGCACUCUCGAGCGCCCAUUUUACCCGAUUCCGGGGAACUGUCAGGCGGGAGCAGGGUGCAGAAGGGAUCCGAGGCCGGUGGUUUAUCUGGAGGAAGGAGGAGGCGGGGGGACUGGAAACCGCCUGUGUCCCAUUUCCUCUCGUGUGUGAGUGAGUGAGUGUGGUGUCUUCCCCCCCCUCCCUCGCUCCAGCUCUGGAUUCUCCAUGUUGGACCCGAUCUGAGGAGCAUCUACGUUGCUGCCUUUGCAUGCAGCUUACUCUAGGCCGGGCUUUGCAACUGAAGGAGGGAGUGGACGACGUCUUUCUCCAUUGCACUCUCUUUCCCCCACCCCGUUCCUCCUCCUCCCUGGACAUUUCCCUCCCCCCUUCCUCCUCCUCCUCCCAACCAAAGGAUCUCCAGGGUCUGUGGGAUUGUUAGAUGGAAAGCCGGUCCAUCAUCACCCAAGUGCAGAGGGACGAAGCCUUGGUGCUUUCAAAACAAGUCUUGGUGUCCAAAUCCUCCCCAAAGAAGCCUCGUGGCCGGAACAUCUUCAAGGCUCUCUUCUGUUGCCUUCGUGCACAGAAUGUCGGGCAGUCAGGCUGUGGUGGAGAGCAUGGCCCACAGAAGGAGGAGACCAGCACCAUUGCCAAGUCUGAUCUGUUGCAGUGUCUUCAAUACCAAUUUUACCAGAUUCCUGGGGCAUGUCUUCUCCCUGAGGUGACUCAGCAAGACCAGGGCCGAAUCUGUGUGGUGAUUGAUCUGGACGAGACCUUAGUGCACAGCUCUUUCAAGCCAAUCAACAAUGCUGACUUCAUAGUGCCUGUUGAAAUAGAGGGGACAACCCAUCAGGUGUAUGUGCUGAAGAGGCCCUUUGUAGAUGAAUUCCUGAGGCGGAUGGGAGAGCUGUUUGAGUGUGUGCUCUUCACUGCCAGCCUGGCUAAGUAUGCUGAUCCAGUAACUGACCUGCUAGACAAGUGUGGAGUCUUCAGAGCCCGCCUCUUCCGAGAAUCAUGUGUGUUCCACCAGGGCUGCUAUGUUAAGGACCUCAGCCGGCUGGGUCGUGAUCUACGCAAAACCCUGAUCUUGGACAAUUCUCCUGCCUCCUACAUCUUCCAUCCAGAGAAUGCGGUGCCAGUCCAGUCUUGGUUUGAUGACGUGGCGGACACUGAACUGCUGAACCUGAUCCCUAUCUUUGAGGAGCUGAGUGAAGCAGAGGAUGUUUAUACCAGCCUUGGCCAGCUGAGGGCACCCUAAGGUCUUCAUAGCGCUAUGCCUACAGAGGAACUUUUUCACUCAGUGCCUUUGGUAUUGGCCAGGAGGGAAGGGGAACUCUGCAAUUGUCCCCCACAACCCUACCACAAGGCAGAUGCAAGCACUUUGGAGGCAAUAAGCUGCAUGGCCAGUCAUGGAGUAGUGCCAGAGCAGUUUCCUUACCAGGGUAUGGCUGGAUGCCAGAGCCUCUGGCCUUUCCACCCAAAGCAGGGACAUCCAAGAUGGACACCCCAACGCCUAUAGCACUCAUAUCUAUGCACUGCGAGGACACAGGGAGCAUCAAGAGGAUGCACUGUUUUCCCAGAGCUCUCCUGCCUCCCUCCCAUUUGCUGCAGGAUGGUUAGUUCUGGGUGUGGUUUGUGCAGUGUAGACUGCCUACUCCCCCUCACUUUCCUCUUUGCAACUGAAAGCAAUGCCAAAUUAUGUGGCUGACUUUCUUUAAAAGAGCAUAAAUGCCUCCCCACUCUCUUUUGGAUGCUUCUGCGAGUGUUGUUUUCCCAGGUCCUGAGACAUAGCCAUCGGGCCUAGCAUUUUUGCCGUCUGAUCAUCUCCCAGGCAUGGCAUAGAGAUGGCUGUCCUUGGCUCUCAAAUACUUAUGUCCUAACCAGGGGUCUUUGGGUGGGAUCCUGACCUUCAGCUGCUCCGGCCACUGGAUCUCUUGGAGAAGAGGCUUUCCUUGCCUUUGAUCGCUGGUUAGUGGGGGGAGGGGGAAACCCCUUUCUUUAGCUCUUUUUUGUUGUUCUCGUCCCUUCCAGCGUUUCCCCUUCAGAGCUGUAGUGAAACCCACAAUUUCAGGGGUCUUGGUCCCUCGUUAUCCUGUUGGCUUUUGGGAAGCCUUUCACGUGUUUUUUUAUACCAUGUGAUUUGGGUUCAGCCUGGAGGUGAAAGGCGAAGGCCCAAAGGGAGACAAACCCUUGCAGAAACCCUCUAGUAUUUCAAAACAAAAGAAAACAUUGGCAUAAGCAUAGAAAAGGCUCAUUCCCAAAACCCAAACUCCUUAUUGGUUUAGGACCUACACUGUGGAGAUUCCCAUGCACCUGCACUCUGGCCAGUGGCGGCUGGUGGCUCCAUGUCAGUGGGGCAGUGGAAUCCACUCAGGGUUUUGGUCCAAACUUUCAAGGAGGUGAAGCACGUUCAGACUAAAACCUGGAGCGGAUUCCACUGCCUCACUCGCAUGGAGCCACCAGCCGCCACUUACUGUGGCCUAGUGCUGCUUUUGGGGGACGACGGCCAGGCAACAGCUUUACCUUAAACUUGCCUCAGCACCGUCAGCUCUUCUACCCUCUUUCAGUGAGAAUUGCUAGGUUGAAGGAUAGAAGGAUGUUGCCUUUUUUGCCUGCAGAUGGCUUACCUCCCUCUGAGGGUGCCCGGGCAUACCCUGCCUUUCCCACUCAGGUCUCGUUCUAGCCGCUGUCAUAACUUGAAAAACCCGGCCCCUUGGGUGGCCUCAGGGAAUCAUGAACUAGUGUAUGAGAAGCUGGCCUGGGGUGUGGUGUGGUGGACACACAGCAUUUUCACGCAUGUGUCCACGGCCUGCUCCAUGUUGAUUGCCUUGUUGCGUUCACUGGGAGAGCAAGAGGGAAACUUCGCUACUGCCUUCACAUGUCUGUGCCCUGCAGCAAGUGACCAUGUCUGUUUCCUGUCAGGCUUUCUUGGGUAAAGAGCCCCCAAUUAGGUGUCUGGGCCUUCCCAUGCCUUCAGCAUUUUCAGGGUGGCAUCAGCUCUGAGAAACUAAAUGUAGACAGGGGCUUUGUUAAUGUUUCUAUUACCUGAAGCUGCCACGCCUACCCUUUCUGCCUUUUCCCUUCCUGCCGAUGUGGUACACUGCCCUUCUUAGUCAUGUCUAACACACUGUGAACAAGGGCUCUUCAAGUGCCAUUGGUGGCAACCAAAUACAUAAAGUUAAGCCAGCUUGCUUCUCUCCCAUAAGCAAUACAGUGCAAGUGAAUCCAUGUUUUGCCAUUAUGGGUAGGGUUGGACCAUUCAGGGCUCUUUUUGUUUAUUUCUGGUGCUGCCUCGUUGGCUUGGAAGCAGGAGGGUGGGUUAUAGGUCAUCUUUUCACCUGGGUGGGAAGAUCAAACGUGGGGAUAGGGAACCUGUGGCCAUCCAGAUGUUGCUAGGCUACAGUCCCCAUCAAUCAUUCCUGACCAUUGGCCACACUGGCUGGGGAGUCUGGGGUCCAGCAACAUUUGGAGGGCUUCAUUCCUGCUCAAAAGGACCAAAGCUUCAAGCCUUGCUAUUGGCUGAGUGAGCAGGCACCUUUGCACCUGGCCAAAGAGCUACUUGACAUUUUCAUCACCUUUUAUUUUAAGUGUGCUGACUGGCUACUCGUUGACCUGUGCACUUGGGUGUGGGUGUGGAUGUGGAUGUGUGUGGGCUCGGCCUCCAAUGGUGCUUGAGAGGAGUUCGCUGCUACUUCUCGUUCCCUCCCCCUGCUGGCCUCACAUCCAGUAUGAGGUGUUACCCUCUUUUUGCCUCAGCUGCUGAUGGCCCAAUAUCCCCAUCUGUGUGUUUGUGUGUGUGUGUGUGUGUGUGUGUGCACGCAUGGGGAGGAAGACACAGGUCUCCAACUUUCUUGAGGGAAGAGUUUCUUCUCGUAGUUUUAUCAGCUGCUUUUUCCUCCAGGACACACAACACUGAGAGAACUUUAAACGCUGCGAAGUUAAUGAGUGUUGGAAAGAACAAAAACCCUUUGUUUCUUUUAUCCUGGUUGAGCCCAUGCUCACAGUUUUGUCUUUGUCUUUUGUCAGCUGAGGAGAACUCGCCUCCAUUCCCCUCCCCCCUCCUCCUGCACUCUGCCAGCAGCUGUCCUGGCCCUUUCUUCAAUGUGAAACUGGCUCCUGCUUCCUUCACUCAGCUAAGCUUCAAAACACCUCCACCUGAUGGGAAAAUGGUACACUAGGAAUGACACUCCAGUUUUCUACACUCCGCCUAGCCUGGCAAAAUAUGUACUCUUACUCCAGAAUGGCUUGUUUCUCCUCAGUCCUAAACAUCAGACUAAGAUUACAUUGAGGCAAACCGGUGGAAAUUUUUGUCAGUCACGGUGUGGUGGAAGCUCCCAAAGUCGUAACAAGUGGUGAACACGUGUUUGCUGAAAGUAAUGUGGAACUGGAGUCUGUCGCACAAUAGAUCCCAUCAGGAAAAAAAACCUUGGCUGUGUGAAUUCCCUCGGGGAGGGGACGAAUCUGCCACCCUUCCCCCCUAAUGCACAUUCCCACUCUGAGAGUCCAGCUUGUUUAUCUUGUUUCAUAGCCAUAAUGAUAACCUGGGUCCAAUUGCCAAUGUUGGGAUUGUGCCUUGAUCAAACCCAGCUGGUGAUGAGGGUAAAGCACCAGCCAAGAGGCAGCCCUAACACUUAACCAGGGGGUGUUCCUUUUAGGGGUCCCCCACAUUCUCCCAUCCACUAAAGCCACCAAUACACACACACACACACUGUCACUCAUUGACCUUUGCAUUCCCCCCCCCCAUUUCAUGCAAGGAGCAAUAGUUGGUGGCUUUUGAGUAACAGAGUCCAGGGCUUUCCCCUUCUCUCCCCACCUCCUAGAAGUGUAAAAACAUCCGUUGCCUUAGUCACCUGUCCUCACUUGCUGGGUUGUUUUGUUUUUCUUUUGUUUUAAUGUUCUUUUAAUUGGAAAAAAAUAUCCCAAAACUUGAAGCCGGCACUGCUGCCGUUCCGAUCUCUUUCUAUUUUUGGAAUCUUUGUAUUAACUGCAAUUAAAGAAAUAAUAAAAAGAGAGA